AUGAGUGACUCAGAUAGUGAUUUUAUGGAUGAUUCUUCACCUAAGGCAAAAAAGGCUCCAGCCGCUAAAAAGACUACCCCAAAGAAGAAGAAGGAGGAUGCCAAUACUUCUAUGGCAAUGACUGAAGAGGAUCGUAAUGUUUUCACUUCGAUUGAUGACAAAAAAGGAGGCUCGAAAAAGAUGGCCAUCGAAGAUAUCUAUCAGAAAAAAUCCCAACUUGAGCACAUUCUUCUCCGUCCAGAUACCUACAUUGGAUCCGUCGAAUAUACCGAGAAAACACCGAUGUGGGUCUUUAAUAUGGAGGAAAAGAAAUUGGAACAACGAGAAAUCCGUUAUGUCCCCGGCCUCUAUAAGAUUUUCGAUGAAAUUCUUGUAAAUGCGGCAGACAACAAGCAGCGAGAUUCAAAAAUGAACACCAUCAAAGUUGACAUUGAUAAGAAGAACAACCGAAUCUCGGUGUACAACAAUGGAAAGGGAAUUCCAGUCACCCUACACAAAGUCGAGAAGGUUUAUGUGCCUGAACUUAUUUUCGGUACACUUCUCACUUCUUCUAACUACAACGAUGACGAGAAAAAGGUUACUGGUGGUCGUAACGGUUACGGAGCGAAGCUCUGUAACAUUUUUUCCACUAAGUUCACUCUGGAGACAUCUUCAAAAGAUUUCAAGAGCCAGUUCAAACAGACAUGGGUCAAAAACAUGACUCGUGAAAAGGAGCCCGACAUCAAGAAGAGUGAUUCUGAGGACUUCACGAGAAUCACUUUCCAACCCGAUUUGAGCAAAUUCAAGAUGGAUGAACUCGAUGACGAUAUUUGCCAUUUGAUGGCUCGUCGUGCCUAUGACGUCGCUGGAUCCACCAAAGGAGUCACUGUAUUCUUGAACGGAGAAAGAGUUCCAGUCAAGGGAUUCGAGGACUACGUCAAGAUGUAUACAUCUCAGUUCACAAAUGACGGCGAACCAAUCAAAGUUGCCUAUGAGCAAGUUGGAGAUCGUUGGCAAGUCGCCUUGGCUUUGUCGGAGAAAGGCUUCCAGCAAGUCUCAUUCGUCAACAGUAUUGCUACCACCAAAGGAGGUCGUCACGUCGACUAUGUGGCUGAUCAGAUGGUUGCCAAGUUCAUUGAUUCAAUCAAAAGGAAACUGUCAAAGACAGCAAUGAAUAUCAAACCGUUCCAGAUCAAAAAUCACAUGUGGGUGUUCGUCAAUGCCCUCAUCGAAAAUCCAACUUUCGAUUCUCAAACCAAAGAGACAAUGACUCUUCAAUCGAAGCAAUUCGGAUCAACCUGCACUUUGAGCGAGAAAUUCUCUAAAGCCGCUGGAAACGUAGGAAUCACUGAUGCUGUUAUGUCAUGGGUUCGCUUCAAGCAAAUGGAUGAUCUUAACAAAAAGUGCUCAAAGACGAAGACUUCAAAGCUGAAGGGAAUCCCAAAGCUUGAAGAUGCUAACGACGCUGGUACAAAGAACUCUCAACAAUGUACUUUGAUCCUUACUGAGGGAGAUUCUGCUAAAACUUUGGCAGUUUCUGGACUGGCUGUUGUCGGUCGUGACAAGUUUGGAGUGUUCCCACUUCGAGGAAAGCUUCUCAAUGUUCGUGACGGAAAUAUGAAGCAAAUUGCCGACAAUGCUGAAAUCAAUGCAAUGAUCAAAAUCCUCGGUCUUCAGUACAAGAAGAAAUACGAGACGGAAGAUGAUUUCAAAACUCUUCGUUACGGAAAAAUGAUGGUUAUGGCUGAUCAGGAUCAGGACGGCUCUCACAUCAAAGGUCUCGUUAUCAACUUUGUUCAUCAUUUCUGGCCAUCUCUCAUUCAACGAAAUUUCGUGGAAGAAUUCAUUACUCCAAUUGUUAAAGCUUCCAAAGGAAAGGAGGAAGUUUCAUUCUUCUCAAUUCCGGAGUACUCCGAAUGGAGAAUGAACACUGAUAACUGGAAAACAUACAAAAUCAAAUACUACAAGGGAUUGGGUACUUCCACGUCGAAAGAAGCAAAGGAGUACUUCUCAGAUAUGCUUCGCCAUCGUAUCAAGUUCAAGUACGGUGGAGCUGAAGAUGAUAUGGCCGUUGAAAUGGCUUUCUCUAAAAAGAAGAUUGACGAGAGAAAAGAUUGGUUGACCAAAUGGAUGCAAGAGAAGAAAGCCAGAAAGCUACGAGGCCUUGCUGAGGAAUACCUCUACAACAAGGAUACUCGUGCCGUUACUUUCAAGGAUUUCGUCAAUCGGGAAUUGGUUCUCUUCUCCAAUCUUGACAACGAACGUUCUAUUCCUUGUCUUGUUGACGGUUUCAAACCAGGACAACGUAAAGUUUUGUUCGCAUGCUUCAAGAGAGCUGACAAACGUGAAGUGAAAGUCGCUCAACUUGCCGGAGCGGUCGCUGAGAUUUCCGCUUACCAUCACGGAGAACAGUCGUUGAUGGGAACUAUUGUUAAUCUUGCUCAAGAUUUCGUUGGAUCCAAUAACAUCAAUUUGCUUCUUCCAAUCGGACAGUUCGGUACGAGACUUCAAGGAGGAAAGGAUAGUGCUUCUGCUCGUUAUAUUUUCACUCAACUCUCUCCGGUCACCAGAUCUAUCUUCCCAGCUCACGAUGACAACGUUCUUCGUUUCUUGUAUGAAGAAAAUCAACGUAUUGAACCAGAAUGGUAUUGUCCGAUCAUUCCGAUGGUAUUGGUAAACGGAGCUCAAGGAAUUGGAACCGGAUGGUCCACUAACAUUCCGAACUACAAUCCACGCGAUAUUGUUAAAAAUAUCAAACGUCUCAUUGCUGGAGAAUCACAGAAGGCCAUUGCUCCAUGGUAUAAAAACUUCCGUGGAAAUAUAAUCCAAAUCGAUUCAUCGCGUUAUGCUUGUUACGGAGAGGUCGCUACUAUUGAUGACAACACAAUUGAGAUCACUGAGCUUCCAGUCAAGCAAUGGACUCAAGAUUACAAAGAGAAGGUUUUGGAAGCCUUGUUGGACAGUUCUGACAAAGAUAAGAAGGCUCCGCUCGUACUGGACUACAAGGAAUAUCACACUGAUACUACUGUAAAGUUUGUUGUCAAGCUUGCACCAGGAAAACUGAGAGAAUUGGAGCGCGGAGAAGAUCUUCAUCAAGUUUUCAAACUUCAAUCGGUUAUCAACACUACUUGCAUGGUCCUUUUCGAUGCAGCUGGAUGUCUUCGCACUUAUAGUUCUCCUGAAGAAAUUACUCAAGAGUUCUAUGAUUGUCGUAAAGAGAAGUAUAUUCAAAGAAAGGAUUAUCUUCUCGGUGUUCUUCAAGCUCAAAGCCAACGUCUCACCAACCAGGCUCGUUUCAUUGUCGCCAAAAUUAACAACGAAAUCGUCAUGGAGAAUAAGAAGAAAGCUGUCAUUGUCGAGACUUUGAUCAAGAUGAAGUUCGAUCCAGAUCCAGUUAAAAAAUGGAAGGAAGAGCAAAAGCUCAAAGAGCUCCGUGAAUCUGGAGAAAUUGAGCUUGACGAGGAGGAUCAGGUUGAUGAUGAUGAGGAAGACGGAGAGGGAACAUCUGCAUCGUCAUCUACAAAAGUUCUCGAAACCAAAUUGUCUGACUACGAUUAUCUUGUUGGAAUGGCUCUGAUCAAGCUUUCCGAGGAAGAGAAGAACAAGUUGCUCAGAGAGUCGGAAGAGAAAAUGGCCGAAGUGAAGUCAUUGGAGAAGAAAACUUGGCAAGAUCUCUGGCAUGAGGAUCUCGACAACUUCAUGUCCGAGUUGGAGAAACAAGAAGCACGCGAGAAGGCUGAUAUCGAUGCUAGCAUUAAAAAUGCUGCCAAGAAAUUAGCUGCCGAUGUGAAGGCUGGACGUGGAUCAAAGAAGACUGUUGUUGCUGAAGUUUUUCCAUCAAAGGACGGAGUCCGCAUUGAGCCAAAAUUGGAUGCAGCUACCAAAGCCAAGUACGAAAAGAUGGCUCAACCCAAAAAGGAGCGUGUCAAGAAAGAACCAACAGAGCCAAAGGUUGAGAAGAAGGAAGGACAGGAUAUCAAGAAGUUCAUGUCUCCAGCUGUUAAGAAGUCUCCUAAAAAGAAAUCACAAGACGGCGAUUUUGAAGAUCUAUCAGAUGAUACUGAUCUAGAGUUUGGAGAGGAGGUUACAAUGAGCGACGACGAUGAUGAAGAGCGUGAGGAAGUUGUGUCCAAGCCAAAGCCUCGUUCCGAGAGAGGAGCUGCCAAAGCUGUCAAGCCAAUUGUCGACUUGUCUGACGAUGAAGAGAUGGAUGGCACUCCAGUGAAGAAGGCACCACCAAAGAAACGGAAGAUAGAUUCGGAUGAGGACGAUUUCAAGAUUGAUUCUGAUUCUGAUUCUGAAAAGAAGAAAAAACCAGCCACCAAGAAGCCAGUUCCAAAAAAGAGAAAAAGCGAAUUCAGCGAUUUGGACGACGAUAGUGACGAUGAAGAUGAUAAAAAACCAUCUACCAGCAACAAAAAGGCUGCACCAGCAAAGAAGGCAGCUCCAAAGAAAGUGGAGCCAAAGAAGGCAGAGCCAAAGAAAACUGAGCCGAAGAAGAAGACAAUGGACGAGUUCUUUGGAAAGAAAACUUCGAAGAAGGCAGCUGGAUCCGACGACGAAGACGAUGACGAUAUUGUUGUUGCUCCAAGAGAGAAGAGCGGAAGAGCUCGUAAGCCAGUAGCAACCACCUAUGUUGAUUUGGAUUCGGAUUCAGAAUCUGAUUCUGGACCAAAGAACAAGAAGAAGCGUGUCAUCGACUCGGAUUCUGAUUAG
Caenorhabditis remanei is the source of this 4695-nucleotide messenger RNA. RefSeq lists its product as uncharacterized. The coding region runs from base 1 to 4695 and encodes 1564 amino acids. The record is from RefSeq and is a predicted model, not a curated record. Gene Ontology annotation, molecular function: ATP binding; DNA topoisomerase type II (double strand cut, ATP-hydrolyzing) activity; DNA binding. Gene Ontology annotation, cellular component: nucleus. The transcript is spliced from 7 exons. Gene Ontology annotation, biological process: DNA topological change; sister chromatid segregation; resolution of meiotic recombination intermediates. NCBI's taxonomy places the organism in Eukaryota, Metazoa, Nematoda, Chromadorea, Rhabditida, Rhabditidae.